UGAACACUUACGAACUUGAAGACAAGCUGUGCUACGCAAGAUAUUAAAAAGAGCAUGGGCAUGUAGGAGCACUAAUUAUGAGACAUUACAAGGUGCAAAUGGGAAAAUUGAGUUGCAGCAUGAAGUUAAAUUCUUCAUUACUUCAUACCAUCAUGGCAGAAAAUUCCACAACUAAUUACAAGAAAACUGGGAAUCAAUUCCCUGCUUAAGGAAUGUCAAACACUGAAUAGGACUGAUAUUUCAGAUCUACUUGCAUUGCUCAAAGAUACAUUCCAUCCUGAGAAGCCGAGAUUACAAGAUA
This is a messenger RNA of Acanthoscelides obtectus, 301 nucleotides long. The record is from the annotation of a GenBank genome assembly. Lineage: Eukaryota; Metazoa; Arthropoda; Insecta; Coleoptera; Chrysomelidae.